Molecule: messenger RNA, 642 nt
Organism: Botrytis byssoidea
Lineage: Eukaryota; Fungi; Ascomycota; Leotiomycetes; Helotiales; Sclerotiniaceae
Exons: 2
Coding region: 1-642 (213 amino acids)
Source: RefSeq, a predicted model, not a curated record
AUGACGGGUUCAUUCUGGCACAAUGUCCUAACAUUUCGAAGACCAUCAUCAUCAACUUCCUCAACUUCUACAACAUCCGACUCAAUAGAUUCCUCCUCUAGCAGCACCCUAAAUUUAAGUGUUCGAUCCAGUCACAGACUAUCCCGAAAGCGACGAGAAGUAUUUGGUGAUUUCGAUUACACCUUCGAUAAUGAGAGUAUGAAUGCGAAUAUGCAGGAACCUUUAGGGAUGGAGAGAAAUUCUCUGGGUAAGGAUACAGGAUUUCCGGAGCCUUUGAGCCAUGAUCGCAAUACAACACUCCCACACCCCGAAGCAGAUACCUCACCCUUUGCAACCCUCGAAUCCACAGAAGUUGACAUUUAUCGUUCUCAUUCACGACUUUCCAUUAGGAGACUUCAUAGCAGACAUAAAGGAUCACAUCUAAGCGUACCUUUAUACGAGAGCAACGAAUACACAAAUGGUAAUCAUGUCCAUGGUGAUAUGAAGACGAUAGAAAAGGAUGUCGAAAAACAAAACGAUCUGGUCGACCCACCCAAAACGGUAGAAGAAUUUGUGGAAAUAGAGGAUAGAGAUGAUCAAGGGUAUAGACCGGGAGACAGAAGGAAGGGCGUACUCAGAAAGUUAAACUUACACAAAGUUUAG